AUGGCGCUCUUACCCUCUUCUUGUGGGCCAAGUGCAGCGAUGAACUUGCGUGCUUUGAAAACCUAUGUUAGCUUCUCACACAAGAGAUCUCUUACUUGUAAAAGAAGCAAGAUCGUUGCAGGCAAUCACAAUCAAGAGAAUAAGGCAACGGCUAGCGAUUCUGCUUUAGUCGCGACCGAGCCACUAACCGAAGAAGAUCUCAUUGCCUAUUUUGCCUCUGGAUGCAAACCCAAGGAAAUGUGGAGAAUAGGUACUGAACACGAGAAAUUUGGUUUUGAGGUGAAGACUUUGCGACCUGUGAAAUAUGAACAGAUAACUGCACUUCUUAAUGGUAUUGCUAAGAAAUUUGAUUGGGAUAAGGUGAUGGAGAAUGGAAGAGUCAUUGGUCUGAAACAGGGAAGGCAAAGCAUAUCAUUAGAACCAGGAGGCCAACUAGAGCUAAGUGGAGCACCUCUAGAGACAUUGCACCAAACUUCUGAUGAGCUUCAUUCACAUCUGUACCAGGUCAAAAAUGUUGCUGAGGAGUUGGGAAUCGGUUUCCUAGGAAUUGGCUUUGAACCCAAAUCUAGCCUCGAGGAUGUAACCACUGUGCCCAAGAAAAGAUAUGAGUUCUUGAUAGAUCGCUUAGUGAGAGGUGGCUUAAGGCCUGACGUGUGUCUGAGAACCUGUUCUGUUCAGGUCAAUCUAGACUACAGUUCAGAAACCGAUAUGAUUAGGAAGUUCCGCGCUAGUCUAGCUUUACAACCUAUUGCGACUGCUCUGUUUGCGAAUUCCCCUUUCAAUAAUGAAAAGCCAAAUGAGCUUCUAAGCAUGAGGAGCCAUGUAUGGACAGGUAUAGAUAAGAACCGUACAGGAAUGAUACCUUUUGUGUUCGAUAACUCAUUCGGGUUUGAACGGUAUGUCGAAUACGUACUUGACCUUCCAAUGUGCUUCCUAUACCGUAACAAAAGAUAUCUCGAUUGUCGAGGAAUGACAUUUCGGGACUUCUUGUCCGGGAAAAUUUCCCACCUCUCUAAUGAACAACCCACCAUUAAUGACUGGGAAAACCAUAUGGGAACAAUAUGGCCAGAGGUCCGGUUAAAGAAAUUCUUGGAGAUGAGAGGUGCUGAUGGAGGUCCCUGGAGGAUGUUGUGUGCCCUACCAGCUUUUUGGGUGGGAUUGCUAUACGACGAAGAAUCUCUCCAAACUGUUCUUGAUAUGACAAGUGAUUGGACUACUGAAGAAAGAGAGAUGCUUAGGAAACAAGUUCCAGUCACUGGCUUAAAGACAGUGUUUAGAGAUGGUCUUUUGAAACAUGUCGCAGAAGAUGUCGUAAAGCUAGCAAAUGAUGGUUUGGAGCGUAGAGGGUUCAAGGAAACCGGUUUCUUAAACGCUGUCGCCGAGGUGGCUAGAACCGGUAACGUCCUAAUUUUCCGUGACAAACCAGGGAUUACACCUGCAGAGAAGCUUUUGGAGUUAUACAAUGGAGUUUGGGGACAAAACAUAGAUCCUGUGUUUCAGGAACUUCAGUAUUAA
This is a messenger RNA of Arabis nemorensis, 1515 nucleotides long. Lineage: Eukaryota; Viridiplantae; Streptophyta; Magnoliopsida; Brassicales; Brassicaceae. The record is from the annotation of a GenBank genome assembly.